AUGAACCCGCUGGGAGCUGAGCGCCUUCGCCCCACGCCGCCGCCGCGCAGCCUCCGGGGCCCCGAAGGCGAAGACGGCGAAAUCGAUAUUCUGGGGGAGGAAGAAGAUGAAGACGACGAGGAGGAGGAAGAAGAGGACCACGUGGAGAUCCAAGUGAGCCCGCCGUUCCUGGAGCUGCUGCACCAGCCGGAGUCGCAGGGCGCGGGCGCGAAGCCGGGGGAGCGCACCGAGAGCAGCGGUGGCCCAAGCGACUCCCCGGAGUUUGGCACCAAGUUCGGGGCCUCGGCCGGGCCCGUGGCGGCCUCCGGGGACGCCCCGCAGCCCGCGAAGCCCCCCUACUCCUACAUCGCGCUCAUCACCAUGGCCAUCCUGCAGAGCCCGCACCGGCGCCUCACGCUGAGUGGCAUCUGCGCCUUCAUCCGCGGCCGCUUCCCCUACUACCGCCGCAGGUUCCCCGCCUGGCAGAACAGCAUCCGCCACAACCUCUCGCUCAACGACUGCUUCGUCAAGAUCCCCCGCGAGCCCGGCCGCCCGGGCAAGGGCAACUACUGGAGCCUGGACCCCGCCUCCCAGGACAUGUUUGACAACGGCAGCUUCCUCCGGCGCAGGAAGCGCUUCAAGCGCCGUCACCACCAGCCCCCGGGCGCCCACCUGCCUCACCCCUUCCCGCUCCCCGUAGUGCCCGCCACCCUGCACGGCCCCUAUCCGGGCUUGCUGCCUGGGUCCCUGGCCGUUCCCGGGGCCUCCCCUGCCGCCGCCGCCCCCCGGAGCCGCCCCUGCGCUCUGCUGCACCCCCAUCCCCUUCGCUACCUGCUGCUGUCCUCCCCCAUCUACUCCGAGGCGCCCGGGAAAGUUCAAGGCGGGGACCUGGGGACCCCCGGCGCCGCCCUCCCAGCACUGCAGCCGCCCUCCCUGGGCUUCCAGCCUUGGGAAGGGGGCAAGGGGCUCGCAAUGAGACAGGCAGGCGGAGGUACCUCCUUCAGCGUCGAAAGCAUAAUGCAAGGGGGCCGAGGAGGCGGGACAGCGACGGCGCAGAAUCUGCCCCGGACCCCCCCGUGGGGUUACUGGCACCUGCUCCCGCGCUCGUCGAGCCUGUGGCACACCCAGGCUGCUGCCCCCUGGCUCCAUGCGUCCGCCGUCCAGGGCGGUGCCAGCAAAGGCGGGCUGCUGGGCCGGCACCUGUCUGCCGCUGCGGCGGCGCUGCUGGGGCGUCCGCCGGGAGCGGAAGGCUCCAGGCAAGUGUCCUGCGGAGAGGGGACCUCGCCCGCGUUUUGA
Molecule: messenger RNA, 1275 nt
Organism: Pipistrellus nathusii (Nathusius's pipistrelle)
Lineage: Eukaryota; Metazoa; Chordata; Mammalia; Chiroptera; Vespertilionidae
Source: the annotation of a GenBank genome assembly